Crotalus tigris (Tiger rattlesnake) is the source of this 6585-nucleotide messenger RNA. RefSeq names its product single stranded DNA binding protein 4 (gene SSBP4). Bases 894 to 2051 code for a protein of 385 amino acids. Gene Ontology annotation, cellular component: nucleus. Lineage: Eukaryota; Metazoa; Chordata; Lepidosauria; Squamata; Viperidae. The record is from RefSeq and is a predicted model, not a curated record. The transcript has 18 exons. Gene Ontology annotation, molecular function: single-stranded DNA binding; protein binding. Gene Ontology annotation, biological process: positive regulation of transcription by RNA polymerase II.
GCUUCUGAUCCCUUUUAAAAUAAUUACAUUUAUUUAUUGAAGCUAUUAGAUGGCUUCUCUCUGUGCAAUAUUGUAGCAGAUUACAUUAUCAUUUAUUGUGGUUACAUUUAUUCUUUUCCCAAUAACAUUUUUGUUUCUAUUUUACAACAACACUCUUGCAAGGCAGGACAAGGCAGCCCCAAACCAUAUGUUAGUGUCAAGGCCAAAAGUGGUCCCCCUACUUUUGCCACUGUUCACACAGCUAACACGAAUACUGAAUUAACAAUAUACUAAGCCAUAAAUUAACCAACGGGACGGGGUUCACAUAACUCUCCAAACCUCACCUCCCCCUAAGCCCCGAAGUUAGCACUAUCCAAGCCUGGUCGGUUUCACAAACGCAGCCGCAAGGUCUCCAUCUGACUUGGCUAAUCGUGGAGCGGGAACCCAGCCUGCUCGCAUAAAUCACCCGGCUCACCCGGGACACCCAGCACAAGCGCGAACCAGCGGUUAAGACUCGAGCCGAGGCUGCACGGCCCCCUUCUCCUCGCCUUCCUCCAGCUGGAAAUGGCAUUGCCCUUUUAAGAGCCCAGGCGACGGAGACAGGGAGGGGGAGGAGGCCCCUUUCUUGGAACAGCCACGGAAAGCCGAGGAGGUGGGGGGAGAGCGCGGGGAGGGGAGGGUCUGCCUGAGCCGUCUUCGUUCUUUGGAGGCAGCCCGGAGCCAUCGGCGCGGCGCCCAGCGUCCUCAGUCGGGGUGGCGUCCGCAGGCUCCUCGCUCAGUCUAGCUCGGGGGGCGCUCGACGGCGGCGCAAUGGGGCUCCAGCGCUGCUGCGGGCGGCGACCCCGAUCCCCAGACCACUUCCUCCUCCAGCUCCUCUAACGGCAGGUGCCGCGGCGGGGGCCUCCCCCCGAGCCAUGUACGCCAAGGGCAAGGGCUCCAGCGUGCCCUCCGACGGACAAGCGCGCGAGAAGUUGGCACUGUAUGUAUACGAAUAUCUCCUUCAUGUUGGAGCUCAGAAAUCUGCACAGACCUUCCUCUCAGAGAUCCGGUGGGAAAAGAACAUUACGCUGGGAGAACCACCUGGCUUCCUUCACUCCUGGUGGUGUGUGUUUUGGGACCUGUACUGUGCAGCACCUGAUCGACGAGAGACCUGUGAGCACUCAAGUGAGGCCAAAGCUUUCCACGAUUAUAGCUCCGCAGCUACAACCAGUCCUGUGAUGGCCAACCUGCCACCCAGUGAUGCCAUCCCCAGCGGGCCUAUGUUGUCGGGCUUUUUCCAGGGACCACCUGGCUCCCAGCCAUCCCUACAUGCUCAAGCUCCCUUGCACAACCCUAAUGCGGCAAUGAUAGGACCCCAUAAUCAGCCAUUCAUGCCUUCACGCUUCCCUGGUGGGCUCCGUCCUUCCGUUCGAAUGCCAAGCCAGCCAUCUAUGGGUGUGUCUGGCCAACCUCUGAUGCCCAGUGCAAUGGAUCCGGCAAUCCGAUCACAAGUAGGGCAUCCUAACAUGGGCCCGAUGCAGCGCAUGACCCCACCACGGGGUAUGACAGGAAUGGCUCCACAGAAUUAUGGUGGUGGCAUAAGACCUCCUCCAGGGUCCCUGGUUUGCCCUGGUAUGCCCACAAUGAACAUCGCUCCGGGUGUUCGAGGAUCCUGGCCAAAUAUAAACACAAACUCGGUAUCCUAUUCCUCAUCUUCUCCUGGCAGCUAUGGGGGAGGCGGAGGCCCCCCUGGCACCCCUCUCAUGCCAAGCCCUGGAGACUCCACCAACUCUAGUGAAAAUAUGUACAUGAUGAACUCUGUUGGUCCUCCACCAAGCCGGCCUGGAUUCUCCAUGGGGCCAAGUCCAGAAGGUCCAAUGGCGGGAAUGAGUGCCAUGGAACCCCAUCAUAUGAAUGGAUCACUAGGUCCAGGUGAAAUAGAUGGGAUGCCCAAGAAUUCCCCGGGUAGCAUGGCCAGCAUAGCUAACCCACCGGGCACCCCACGUGAUGACAGCAGCAGUGAGAUGGGCAGCAGCUUCAUAAACCCCUUCCAAAGCGAGAGCUAUUCGCCCAGCAUGACUAUGAGCGUGUGACCCGGCCCGGAUGCCCAGUCCCAGAGGAGCCAGACUGAUGCCCCCCAGGGGUCUUAAUCCCCCUGUAUUUAAUAACAGCUUCCCUUGAUUGCUAGUCUCCGCCCCCCCUGCCCCCAGUCUGGACUUUUGCUCCCCGCCCAGGUCACCGCCUGCCCUCUAACUGGUACUCAGUAAACUGUAGUGACGCGAGAAUUGUCACUAAUCAAGUGGGACAGCCGAAGGUUUGAUAUGCUGCACAAGUGGACAGUUAUGAAAGGCAGGGAGCUGCACCCCCUCCUCCUGGACUGCAGCAUCCCAUACCCUGAGGGGUUUAUGAUGAUCCAUUGGACAUUGGGACUGUCAUCCACCGUGCAUCUUUGGACUUUUUAAAUUCUGCAUUGUAGCAGGAACAGUUGUGCUGUUUGGAAAGCUUCAUUUUGGUCUCUAUUCUUAAAACUGGUGGUACAGUUGGGAAAAAGGCAUGUGCAUCAGGAAACAUGGUUAAGACUCUUCCGGAGUCUUGAAGUUCAGCAGGAGGGCUAGAGGAAUACACAGGGCCCAUUUUGGUGAGCUCGGGAGGCAAAUGGGGAAGGUGUGGUGGGUGAAAGUUGACUGCCACGAGCUGAUUGAAUUAAAAGUAAAUUUGGAGGUGUGUGGACUUUGCUGGCAAUGCAAAAGUUUUUGGGGCGUGGGCAGACUCUCUUGUCUUCGUGUCUGCAGUCAGCUUUGGUUUCCUGCCUAUGUUCACUGGCUAGAAAAAAAAUAGCAAAGUUGUUUCCUAAUUGCACAGACUUCCAUGGAAGUAUUCUUGAUUCUGCCCAUAUUAGUUGGCAGAGACUGUGUGAUACCAGAUGCUAUUGGGGGGGGAGGAGAUACCCUAAUAAUUGAACUUCAGGUGAAUUUGAGCUUGGUUCCUGAUGACUUCACAGAAACGUCCAUGUUGUUUUCUUGGCAAUAGCAUGGAAGUAUUUUACCAUUGCAUUCUUAGGGGAUGUAUUUUCAGCUUCCUACAGCCUUGGGAUUGCCUAAUGGUCUCCCGUUCUGGUACUAACCAGACUAAAAUCUGCACAGCUUCCAAGGCUAGAGAAGGUCAGCCAGAUGCUGCCACCAGCUGAUCUACUAGUUGCUAUGCAAAGACAUAAAUUAUGAUAGCAGUUACUGUUUUUCCCUGCAUCAUGUUUUUAACCUUUUUCAUUUUUCUCUCAUAUUGGGUGUUUUAAACACCUGUGGCGAAUAAACUUGGCUGUAAGGGAACUUUAUGGCAGUCAACAGAGGUGCACAUUAGAGAUUUCCCCUGUUCUGUCUUCCAUCCCUUUCAGCUAAGAAGGUAAAGGGGAAACGCUGUGAAUGACUUGUAAAAAAAGGCUAUACCUCCAUCUCUUCCCAAAUACACCCUUGACUGUCUCUUCAAAAGUCAGUCUUCCAUCUGUCAGCUUUCAGAUACCUCCUAUUACAAUUCCUGCCACCCAUAGCCAGCAACUUUGGAUGUUGGGAGCUGAAAGCUAAGACCUGUGAAGGGCAUCAACUCAAGGAAGCCUAUUAUAUUUAUGUGCCAGUGAAUAGAAUACAUUGGAAGAGAUAUAAUCGUUUGGCCUAUUCUCAUAUCUGUUAUCAAAGGAACACAACCUUUGUGUGUCCUGUGGGAUGGAGGGAGAUGGUUUGGCCCUUGAACAGGGGUAUCCUUUGAGGUUUAUAUUGUGAAAGUGGCAACAAUGUGAAAGUGGUUGGCCUUUGCUAUCUGGGAGGAUUGACUUCCCGGUCUAGUCUAUAGUACUGGAAUGUCCUGAAGGCCUCACAGCCAAGUGCUAAGCAGGCCUAAUCUACUUACCUUUUUUCUAAGAACCACUAUGUUGGCAAAGGGCUGCCACCAGCGGUUACAAAUCACAGUCCAAGCAUGGGUGAUUUGCUUGUGUGGUGUAGGCAACCACCAUAGCUGGACAGCUUUUGAGCUCAAGGCAAGGGAAGCCCACCUUCUCCUUGAUUAUCAGAGAACUCUUCCAGCAGAAAGUUUACUCAAACAUGUAUCCAGAGUUUGUCUUCUUGUGUCUUAAAUUCAUUCAAGCUACAGAGGUCUUGACUUUCAGUGGUACUCCAAGAGUGCCAUCAUAUUUUCUCUUUCCUCCUGUUUUUUUUCCCUCAAGGCUUAACACACCCAACUCCUUCAGUCUCUUCUCGUAGGACUAAAAUUCCUAUUUGAGCAGACAAGAUCAAGAAACAGGAAGACUAAAACUAUAUUGAAUAGGCUACAGUAACGGAAUCUUGCAAGUCUGCCCAUGUUUUCCCUUCUAUCCUUCUUAUACCAGGAGGAACCUGAACCUGAAUCUUUUUCUAAUAGUUCCCCACUUACGUGGGCUUAAUGCAUGCUUCAGCAUCUGUGGUUGUUCUGUGGGCUACUCAGUGUCUUCUCCAAAGUCACCUCCAUCGCACCCUACAGUUCCUGGCCCAACUGUCCUUUCCCCUACUUUUUUGAACUCAGUCUAGUUUGUUUCCAUUCUUAAAACGUGGCAUCAAGAACCAGACUGAACAAUACACUAUUUUUAUUAUUGUCAUCCCCAUCAUCUCUGCAAGCUGAGAUGCCUGAGCCUGACCUUUCCAGAAAAUAUUGGGAUGUUAGAUCUCAGCUUUGGGAUCAGCAAAAAAAAAAAAAAGAACUGAGUCAUUCUGGGUUGCUUGGUUAGAUAUGAGUGAUCAUUGCAAUCCAUAGGCAUUCAAAGGGAGAAAGUGAAGAACAUGCUUGAACAAUACUCUUGCAACACAAAUUCUGCCCCCCAGUAUUUGAUGUUCCUAUAUAUUUUGGAAUUGUGAUUAGGUGUGAUUAAGCAUAGGUGCCUGUAUUAUUAUCCACUAAAAUAAUCAGCAUAGAUCUUGGGCUGGAUUUGAAAUCUGAGAGACAUGCUGGAAGAGGUCACAUACAAAAGUGAGAACAAAAACUAUUUCACCUUAAUUUGACUCUUGAUUCAAAUGAACUGAAGACAAUAUAUUGGGGCUUUCCAUGUCCCUCUCCAUUAGCACAUUAACAAUUAAAAUUAAGGGACAGUUUUUACAGGGGCUUUUAGUGAAGUUGCAGAUUGUGCGUUCCCUGCUUUAGAUCUGCUAGUUCUAGAUUUUCUGAAAAGAGAACGCUAGUUCUGGAUUUUUCCAUCAGCUCUUUCAAAUACUAUUCUUCACCAUCUGUUUUUUUUAUAGCCCACCAGCCCUUGUUCCUCUUACAUAGGCUAGUGCUAUACACUAUAAAAAAAGUAGGCACUAAGCUUGCUUGCUUCAUGUACAUGAGAACAGCUCUGGCCACAGGGAUCCAAGUAUGAGAGAGCCAGAUUUAGAAUGGGUUUACCUCUCUGAGGCCAUUACUAUUUUACGAAGAUCCCCUCUUCCCACAGUUUCAGCAGCUGAAUUUAGGUAGGCACAAAGACACAAAUCUAUAUAUGUAGGAACAAUUUCUAGCUGAUUGCAACCUUUCUACCCAGCUCUCCUUGGAUGCAGCUCGCAUCCCAUCUUUCCAGCGUCACUGGAAUAGGAUACUGACUCACUCUCCCACCCACCACCAUCAUUGCAGAAACUUAAGAACUCAUGUAAGCGCUGUUUCUGUUGCCACCACCCUUAGGAGAAACAGGUACAUUCCAUAAUAACAAGGCAAAAGGCAGAAUCUAUUUUUUUUCAACAAUUUAUAUAAAAACGGGCUCUUAUAAUCCUAUUCUUUCCUCCCUAGGGAUUUUAGCGAGAAGGCAAGGAGGGCUCUUUCCGACCGUGUUCUCAUUUCUGCCUAGUCACUCUGUAACUUCCAAAACCAUGUUUACACCUAGCACUUCCAUACCUUUGGGAUGUGUGUGAUCUUUUAAUAGCAACUGAAUUAUAUGUAAAGAUUUGGGGAUUUGGAUUGUAUAUUCCCAUUUGGUACAAAAUUUCCUCCUCAACUUAACUUGGAUCUGGGUCUGGGGGAUAAAUGUCCUCAAUUGGUAUCUUAAUCAAAUUCACAUCUCAAAUUUAUAGGCGCAGAGAAAAAUUUAAGGGGAGGGCAGGCGGUUAUUUCUGCAUCUCAGAAUUUUGUAAUAUAGCUUUUUCUCCAAACUGCAAGGAAAAGCAACUACAAAAAAUGUACGUAAGGAAAAAUGAUACGUAAAAAGUUAGGGCAAAAUUUUACAUCCAAAAUGUAAUUGUUCUAAAGUUACAAGUGACGCAGAAACAGAAGCAAAUUAAUUUGUGGCUGAAAAAAAAUGAGGAAUCAAAUUCAUAUUCAUAACUUCUUAACACUUUUGAAGUGUUGGGGUUUCACAACUUUUGUUCAAUUGUAAAAAGUAUUUUGGGGAGAAAUGUUUGACUCUGUUCUUUUUUUCUGGUUUUGGGGUCAAACUUCUGCACAAAUUUAAAGAAUGGGAAAGAAGGCAAAUUUGCUGCCUCAAUCCAGAUCCAAAGGAAUUACAGCAUCAGCUUGGGCUUUUUUUUCAUUGUUAUUCUGUGUAAAUAAAAUACCAUUUUUGGAGGAAGUCAUUGAAUUUUUAAGGUUUCCAAUGAGAAAACUUGCAUCAAUAAAUGUAAUUUGGAUUUUUUUAAGAAAAAA